Suillus subalutaceus is the source of this 879-nucleotide messenger RNA. RefSeq names its product glucosidase II beta subunit-like protein-domain-containing protein. NCBI's taxonomy places the organism in Eukaryota, Fungi, Basidiomycota, Agaricomycetes, Boletales, Suillaceae. The transcript has 4 exons. Bases 341 to 583 code for a protein of 80 amino acids. Gene Ontology annotation, cellular component: glucosidase II complex. Gene Ontology annotation, biological process: N-glycan processing. The record is from RefSeq and is a predicted model, not a curated record.
GCGCUUGGAGGCACUCGUUGCUGAUAUUGCCAGAGAUUGAAACGAGAGAGAAAGAGGUGGAGAGAUUCCCACCUUAGAAUCAAAUCGUGCACGUGUCGCCCUUUCGGAUGCGGAACACAGCCUCAAGUUGACCCAAGACGAACAACGAACUGCAAAUGAAGACCUCCUAGAUCUCUUUGAUCCUGAGGCCCGAGGGCUUUGGUCCAGAAGGCGAGUGGAAAAAACUUGACGGCUUGUGCCUCUCAAAGGAUACCGGAGAUUACUACACUUACGAAGUUUGCCUCUUUGACGAGGCGACGCAGAUUCCAGGUAGCGGUGAUUCUGGCUUCAGUCUCGGGAAAUGUUCGUCCUCGAACAAAGCUGCUCAACUGGUGAGCUAGAAUAUUAUACCCGACAGCACUUUACCCAGGGGGCCAAAUGCUGGAACGGCCCCCAUCGCAGCGUCGAGCUCGUCCUCACAUGCGGUACUGAAAACACGUUACUGACGGUGGCAGAACUGGAAAAGUGCGAGUACCAAAUUACAGGAACAACCCCGGCAUUAUGUCGCCCACUGGAGGACGAGCACACCAAAGACGAACUGUAGACUUUUUGGGAUUAGGUCUAGGUACAGUACCUCUGCAUGCAUGUAAGUAUUUAUUACGUGGUCAGGUGAACAUGAAGUUCUACUUCCACCCCCUCGGGGCACGAGUUCUAAUCAGGAAACCUACUCUCUGAAUUCGUAAAAAUACCAAGAAUAAGAUCGAUGGAAAUAGUAAUGCACACGGUUACAAUAUCCUCACCAACCUGACGCAGUCCAUCAUGUUGCAAACAGAGGUCGUGUCUUUGAGUUGUGCAAUGAUAUCGUGAUCCGAUGCGAUUCUCAUGUAUUCCCCUCCGCGU